AUUAUUUUCGAGUCAGAGUUCACUGACGGCCCUAUAGUAAUAAAAAAAUUAGGUGUUGUCAAUGUGGUGGUAAUUUGUGGAGUUGUUUAUUAUUUCAGAAAUAAUAAAAUACAGGAAAAACUGUAUUAAAUCAUUUUAUUUUACCAAACACAUAUCACAUUCCAUUAGAAUACAUUAUAACCGCUUUAGGUUUUAGCCCAUUUCUUUCGUCGCCUCCGACUCCGAAGGUGCUUGGACUAGAGCGUGAUGGAGGCUAUGGAUAUUCAGGCGGUGGAGUCGAAGCUGAGCGAUGUGACGGUUACGGCGAUACCGAUGAGCGGUAAGAACGUGCACAAAGACUUGGGUCACGGCGGGAGCAGCCAUGCUACCAUAUCUACGGUGCCGGCGGCGUCGCCAUCUUCCAUAGGGAAGGAUAAGGAUAACGGGACUUCGAAGUACAUGGCGUCUUGGAGCACCAAAUGGCGGUGGAACACGGGCUACAGUGCGGACUCCGUCGAGUGGUGCCCCGUGGAGCCCUACCGCGAUGUGCUAGUGUGCGGCACUUACCAACUCGAGAAAGAAGACGAAGAUCAGCAAACGAAAAAACAAACAAGACUUGGCAGGAUCUACCUCUUCCAAAUCAACCAAGACACAGUCGAUUUGUGUCCUGUCCAAUCAGUCGACACCGCCGGCAUACUAGACCAAAAAUGGUGCUAUCAUACCAUUCAAGACCACCCGGUGCUCGCAGUUGUAACCUCCGAAGGAUCACUUCAGCUAUACCAACUGUAUGAAAACGAUGGUUACAAUUUAAAGCUAUGGCUCGAAGAUUCGAUUGGUCAAGACGUUUUAGCGCUGUCUCUUGAUUGGUCGACGAACAAGGAAUCGGGCGAGCCAUUGAUUGUUGUGAGUGGUUCUGCAGGUGAUGUGACUGUUUUUAAGAUUGUUGGAAGCGGUUUGAUGAGGGUUCGGACGUGGAAGAGUCACGGUUUUGAGGCGUGGAUAGCUGCAUUCAAUUAUUGGAGCCCUGACGUGUUGUAUUCGGGUGGAGAUGAUUGUGUAUUCAAAAGCUACGACAUCAGGGUUCCUGACGCGGCAGUAAUGACGAACCGCAGCCACGAAGCAGGUGUUACCUCCAUCAGGAGUCAACUAGACGUUGAACAUCAACUAAUCACGGGCAGUUACGACGAAAAAGUCCGUCUCUGGGACACCAGGAGCCUAAAGCGCUGCUUGACCGAGACCGCAGUGAACGGCGGUGUUUGGAGACUCAAGUAUCAUCCCAGCAGUCCUACAAAUGUGCUAGCGGCCUGCAUGUAUGGGGGCUUCAGAGUUCUAGGUGUGACAGACUCCAUCUCCGUUUUGUGUGAAUACAUGGAACAUGAGAGCAUAGCGUACGGAGCAGACUGGAAGUUUGACAAAUCUAGAACAGUGGCCACUUGUUCUUUCUAUGAUUGCAGCAUGCAUGUAGGCAAGGUUGAUAUUGAGAACUGAUUUUUAAUACUGGCUUUCGCUUUUUAGGGUUAUUCCCACUAGUUACCUGUGGUAACAAAUUAACAAUUUUUGGUGUGAACAUUGAACUGGGAAUAAAAAAUUCUACUAGUUAUCACCAAGUGAGUUGGUGGUAACUACUGGGAUUGUUUUUCUCAGAUGUUACCGCUGGGGAUAGGUGGGAAAAAAUCCCAGUUGUUAUGUACCACUAGUAACAAACUUGGUGGUAACUAGUGGACAUAGUCCGCUGUUUAGGGUUCCGUCACUAGUCUUACUUUGAGUCAUGUCAGUAAUAA
Molecule: messenger RNA, 1760 nt
Organism: Cydia strobilella
Lineage: Eukaryota; Metazoa; Arthropoda; Insecta; Lepidoptera; Tortricidae
Product: diphthine methyltransferase
Exons: 7
Coding region: 247-1467 (406 amino acids)
Biological process (GO): protein histidyl modification to diphthamide
Cellular component (GO): cytoplasm
Molecular function (GO): diphthine methylesterase activity; protein binding
Source: RefSeq, a predicted model, not a curated record